Molecule: messenger RNA, 1341 nt
Organism: Blastocystis hominis
Lineage: Eukaryota; Bigyra; Opalinata; Blastocystidae
Exons: 8
Coding region: 1-1341 (446 amino acids)
Biological process (GO): chromosome segregation; protein localization to kinetochore; mitotic spindle assembly checkpoint signaling
Cellular component (GO): spindle; nucleus; kinetochore
Molecular function (GO): ATP binding; protein serine/threonine/tyrosine kinase activity; protein serine/threonine kinase activity
Source: RefSeq, a predicted model, not a curated record
AUGACAAGACAAAGCCUGGAUGUGCGUAGAAAAUCGACUCCUCCUUCCAGAAGGACCACCGUUCAGCCCCAGGAAAAUAUGAAAGCAUUUAUAUCAAAAAAGCGUCCAUUUCCAGAAACAAACAAAAGUGGCGCGAACCAAGAAUAUAAAAUUCAACAUGGAGAAGAAAAUGAGGACUUGAGGAAAAAUGGUCCGAGUAGCAAUUCUUCGACAUUUGAAAUAAUUUAUAUAAAAGACAAGAGGUACAUUGUACUCGACAUCGUUGGGAGUGGCAGUAGUUGCAAGGUAUACAAGGUCGUUACCGAAGAUAAUGACGUUUUGGCUUUGAAGCAAGUCGAUUUAAGCAGUCUAGCCAAGUCUGUAGCGGAUGACUAUAUCAACGAAGUGCACCUACUGCAGAAACUCCACGGUUCUCCAGGAAUCAUAAAGUUAGUCGAUUACGAGCUAAACCAGCACCAGCAACGUCUCAACAUCCUCUUGGAAUACGGAGAGACCGACCUGAAAUCGUUCCUAUUGGAGAAACAGACAUCUCUCGAUAUGAAUCGAAUUCGUCUACUCUGGCAACAAAUGCUAACCUCUGUAAACUCCAUCCGCGAGCUCGGAAUCGUCCACUCCGACUUAAAACCAGCGAAUUUUCUGUUCGUGCAAGGCGAACUGAAGCUCAUCGACUUUGGAAUUGCGCGCGCGAUCGCUCCCGAAUCGACGAGCAUCAUUCGAGACACCCAGAUGGGGACGUGGAACUAUAUUUCGCCGGAAGCGUUGAUGGAGACGGGGGAUGGGAAGGGGGGUCGCGGAAUUCGCAUCGGAUGUUCGUGCGACGUGUGGUCGCUUGGAUGCAUUCUCUAUCAAAUGGUAUACGGGAAAUCGCCGUUCCAAGACAUCCAAAUGCCGCAGAAGCUGCUCUCCAUCGCGAACGACGAGUAUAAAAUUGAUUUUCCCAAGAUCGACAAUCCCUGGCUUCUCGACGUUCUCAAGCUCUGUCUCCAGCGAAACCCGAAGAAGCGACCGACCAUCAGCAGUCUUCUGCAGCACCCGUUUCUGCAGCCACAGGGCGAGCAAGCGAUGCAGGUGUUCCAAGCGGCUGCGUUGGGGAACGACAACAUGCAGGACGUCGUACGGCAAAUUUUGCAGACGACGGAGGAUCCUAUGUGGGAGGAAGAGGGGUUCGUCGAGGCGGUUUGCCACGAAUUGGCGAAGCAGUGUGUGGAAAGCUCGCGCGUUAGCUUUCUGGAAGCACUGGAUCGAAAACUAAUUCCGACAGAUGUUAUUGAUGUUAGAUCUGGAAGAUCUACAAAACAAAUCAUAACCAAUCAUUUCAUUAUUACUUCGAAGUGUCAAUGA